Molecule: messenger RNA, 456 nt
Organism: Schistocerca cancellata (South American locust)
Lineage: Eukaryota; Metazoa; Arthropoda; Insecta; Orthoptera; Acrididae
Exons: 1
Coding region: 1-456 (151 amino acids)
Source: RefSeq, a predicted model, not a curated record
AUGGAGAGAAGGUGCGUUUUGGAGUCAUGGUCAAAGGCGGAAGUGAGAGCUGUUAUCCGCUAUGAAUGGGCACGUGGAGUAUCAGGUACAGAAAUUAACAACCGCCUUGUUGAGGUGUAUGGGUCAGGUGUGAUGUCGAGGCAAACGGUGCGGAGAUGGUGCCAGAAAUUCAGAGAUGGACGUCAACAAGUGCAGGAAAUACCGAGACUUGGACAGACGCGCACAGCCACUACAGAUACAAAUGUCAGGAAGGUGGAUGACAUGGUUAAAGCGAACCGACGUAUCACCAUCGAUGGAGUAGCAGCAGAACUUGGAAUCGGACAUGAGCGACCUCACAAGAUCAUCCACGACAUUGUUCGAUACAAGAAGGUAUCAGCACGAUGGGUGCCCCACCAACUGACCCCGACACCCAUGGAACAACACAUGGCGCCGGCUGCGGUGGUCUCGCGGUUCUAG